Messenger RNA from Bursaphelenchus xylophilus (pine wood nematode), 6489 nucleotides. The record is from the annotation of a GenBank genome assembly. NCBI's taxonomy places the organism in Eukaryota, Metazoa, Nematoda, Chromadorea, Rhabditida, Aphelenchoididae.
AUGUCAGUUGAGGGUUCGGAUGCGGCGAUAAAUGGGCCAAAAAAGAGUGCCUCCAUGGAAUUUGCGUAAGGUUUUUUUUUUGCAUUUUUACCAAUUUUGUUGGGGGUUCAGAGAUUUUUUUGCACUGAAAAACGUUUUUGGAUUUUUGAAAGGCAAAAUAUGCCUGUUGUAAUGUUACAUUCUUGACAAAAAAAUUGAAAAAUAAGAAAAAAGCUAAUUUUAAAAAAUUGAUUUUUUUUCUAAAUUUAAAAAAAAAAUCAUUUUUUUCGAUUUUUUAUUUUUUCAAUUCAAAAAAUUGAAAAAAAAAUUAACAAAUUCGACUUUUUUUGCCCUGUGACAUCCAGAAGUUUCUAAAAAUACCUCUACUUUUUGAUUUCAAGGGUUUUCGGAAGCCAUAAAACAAUACAAGCACUUUUCCAUAUUAGGUCUCUAUAAAAACGGGGAUUUCUCUUCAAAACUACUAUUUUAAGAUUCUGCCGGCAUUCCAACGAAAAGUGAUAUCACAAAACUGAACUCUGAGGGCGGGCAGAGCCAAAUGCGUCAAUGUUUUGAAGGGAUAAUGCCGUUUCCUUAUCCCAAACCUCAUUUCCUGGAGAUUUCCAGUCGAAUGUCAUAGUUAUUUUUUGAGAAAUUGUUGGCUAAGGCUAAACCAAAGGUGUUUUAGGGGAAUAAAAUAAAAAUUGAGGCAAUUUAAAGGUUUUAUUAUCUUGUUUUAGCAACUUCACGAUUCCGGAACUACCGAAAGGAACGGUUCUACGUCUCUCAUUGGCCGGGCCAUGGGAUGACCCCCGUUUCAUGGGGCUAAAUGCCGUGGAAAUCUUCGAGGAAGAUGGGAAUCGCGUCAAAGUUGAGACUGUAAGUUUAUUCUGGACCUAUUUCCAACAUUUCUGGCUAAAAAAGAUGGGUUUUCAAGACAAAAUGUUUUCGUGGCGGUACCAAAAAUUUUCAAAAAUUUUUAGUUUUUUCACUAUAAUUUUUUCUCAAAAAAGUAAGGACACCUUAGCUAGUAAUUUAAAAAAUUUCAGAUCGAAACCGAUGCUCCAGAAACCUUCGGCGACCUGAACAAUCUUCUCCAUUGUGGUGCUUGCCUGAGCACGGACCCUCGUGACAUGUGGAUGUGCCGAUAUCAGCGGGAUUCCCUACCGGUAAACAUUUCUAUGACCAUGAAAGAGCCAACUACUAUUGCUAUGAUUCGGAUUUGGGCAAGUUUUUUUCAUUUUUUUUUUUGUUUUUCACCUCAUGUACAAUAUAAUUUUUUGCCAUUUUCAGAACUACAGUGAAAGCCGGGUAUAUGCGCUGCGUGGAGUGCGCAGGAUGAAGAUUUAUUUGGACGAGGAGUGUAUUUUUAGUGGAGAAAUUAAUUGUGCUUUCAUCGAUUUUGACGGGAAACCUAUGGGUGAUGUAAGUUGAAUAGAAAUUUUUUGAAAUCCCUUGUCUGUUUCAACAAAUUACCGCCUGAAUUCAUUAGAAAACGCUUAAAAAUCUAUAUUUUACGAAGUCACCGUAAACCAGGGUUUUUAUAUUUUUUUAAUUGAAAUGUUUUAAAAAUGCGGGCGGUUUCUGCAUAACGCGGUCUGAAAUUUGGUGCUAUUUUUAGAAAGAUCUCUUCAUUUCUGAUUAUUUUCACAAAACUUUAAAGAAAUUUUCGGGAUUUUUUGAAGUUCAAACCUUUAUAACUCGGGAUUUUCUGCAUAACGCGGUCUGAAAUUUUAGUGAUAUUUUUAGAAAAGUCUAGUCUUCAUUCUUGCCAUACGUUUUAUAUUAAGAUUGGAACAUUUUGAUUUAUCAAUUUUUUUCCAUUUCUGCACAACGCGAUUAGAAAAUUUUAAAAGUUAAUCUUCAUGCGUGUGCUAAUACUUGAAAAUGCCAUUUUUAUAAACCUCGCCCCUUAUUUAUCCCACCUUCCCUCCAGAUCUUCGAAAGCAACCUUUUCAGACCAUUCUGUUUACGACAAACGAGGAUAUUCUAAAUGCCAUCGCCCAGAAUGACAUCUUCCUCAACUCCAGCGACGAUAUUCCGGCUUUGGGGAGUCAAAUGGAUUUGCUGAGCGUUGGGCCGAGCACGUCCACUGGUACGUGAGGCUAUUAAUAAUUUUUGGAAAAAAAGAUUCCUUUCUUUGGUUACCCUACCCAGUCUCCAUUGCUUAAAUUUAUCCGAUAAUUUCCUCGAGGAGGAAAAUGUAGCUUUUGGAUUAAAAAGGGGUAAUUGCUAAGGAGAUUACUUGCGUUAUUUGCCCUUCUUUGUCGUGUAAAUUGUUGAUUAUCAAAGGAAAUUUUGGGGUAUAUUAGAAAUCACUAAAAACCUGUCGUUUUUGUGGAUGAUUUAUUUUGAAAAAACGUCUAAAAGCUUCAAAAAAUAUCUUAGGUAAAAACAUUUUUUAUCCAGUAGACUUUUGUUCAUGGCUGUCUGGCAAAUUCCCUAAGGGCAAAACUUUGAAUCUUAAUGAAAUUUUUAUAACAUCAAACCUACAAUUUUCUAAGAAGUCCCUAAGGACACUAAAAGUGCAUUACCUUUCAAACGCAUUGAGAAAUAGGGAUUUUAAAUUCAAAAUCUCAAAUAAAACUUCUCCAAGUUUUCUUGAAAUUUAAAAUGGAAGGAAAACAGACUUUUCUAGGAGAACUCAGAAAUUUUCAGGCCUGUUUUUGCUAAAUUGGCGAACAGGGGAAGUACUCCAAGUGCGACGCUCAGAUUUCCUUUCAAUUUUGCACACACUUCUGCCAUAGAUUAGAUAUCAAUUCCUGAAAGUUUUAGCUCGCUCUUUGCGGGCGCCGCCGAGAUAUUGAACGAUUUUUGCCGCCGAGAGAGCACGCUCAACGUAGAGAACGGUCAGAGAAAAAAGCGCUUUUUGGCCAUAACUUUGGCAGUUUCGUGCGGAAAAAUUUGAUUUUUUGUAGAAACAUUAUCCUUUACGGCAGAAAUAGGCAUGAAACUUUUCGUGCCGAAAUUCGGCAAAAAGUCCUAAAUUUUGGCCGACUUUCGAUCUAAAAAUCUCGGUUGUUUCUGCAAAGCGCGAGCUAGGAUUCUCGCAUAUAUCUUAGAAAAAAUUAUUCUAAAUUUGUGCCAAGUUUCAUCAAAAUCUGAGGUCGCACUUGGGGUACUUCCCCUGUAAGAUAUAGGCAUCUCAAGUUCAAAAAAUUUCGAAUUUUUUUAUUGUAUAUUCUAGGAUUUCUAAACUAAAUUUGAUCUCUUUUUUUCAGCCAUCCGAACCUCGUCUCCCUUGACUGACUCGUCAAUUCAACGGCCAAUGACCGGCGCCACUUCAAUCCACUCCAGCUCCAGUGAUCUGGCCCAAUUGGGGAAUUCGGAUCGCUCCGAGAAGAAAGAGAGCACUUCAACGGAGAUGGAAGUCACCGAAAGUACCGACUACAGUGUGGAAGAUGAGAAUCUGAACGGCUCGUUGGUUGAGGAUGACUAUGGGAACACUUGUGUUCGAGGGAAUAGUAAGUGGCCGAGAAUUUUUUGGGGAAAAUCGAGAUUUAAGAAAAAACCUGGCUUAUAUAUUUGGCAUAGAAAUAAAAAUUGAGGCCUAGAAUCUUAGAAAUGACCUGGAAAAUUUGUAUUUGUUGUUCUUCCGAAAUUUUCUAAUCAUUUUUUGGAAUUUUUUGAAAUUGAAACUGCUAUAUCUCAACGGAUUUUGUAACAAUACUCCUUAAACGUUCAGAAAUAUUUUAUAAAACCUCAUUCUUCAUAUAUGCCAAAUUUCGUAAAUUUCUAAGGUUUUUGCCUUAAGGCAAAUAUCCAUUUAUUGGCUGAAAUUCCCCAGAUUUUGAUGGAAUUUGUCUCGAACAAAGAAAGCUUAGUUUUUCUCAAGACAUAUUCGAAAUUUUUGGCCGACGAUUGGACGAGACUAUCGAGAUUUUACGAUCGAAAAUUGCCAAAGAUUCAAUUAAAAACUUUUUUUUCAAAAAUUUCAUUAUCCAAAAAUACGUUUUUUCAUAUGAAAGGGGUCUAGUUUUUGUAAAAAAAAAUCAAUUUAAUUUACUGCUCACCAAUAAAAACUUGAUGAAUUUGAUAUUUUAAGUGUUCCACAUGGAGUUAUUGGGGAAUUGGGGUUUUCCCGACGCAAUCGGCCUCACCGGCAUCCAAUUCCUGGGCAAAGACGGCGAACCCCUCGACACCGCCAACUGCACAGUUCGCUGUUCCGGCGAAGAGCAAGAGGAGCAAGCGCUGAGGCUGUUGAACAACCGAAAUCUGACCUGUCGCCCAGAUGACAUGUUCCUGACCGCGUUCGACGCCAACAAACCCCCGCCCUGUUUGAGUUUCCACUUCGAGCAGAGCGUGGAAAUGUCCGGCAUCAGUGUCUGGAAUUACAAUGCCACGCAAGAGUUGGCGUGCGCUGGGGUGAAAUGCAUCCAGCUGUACAUGAAUGGCAAGCCGAUCGUGGGGAUGAUCAUCUUGAGGAAGGCGCCGGGCUAUGUUUUCUUCGAUUAUGUGCAGGACAUCAUGUUCGAUCGGUGUCAUUUGUUCAGACCGUUGAGCAGUCGACCGAAUACCAACUCUAUUAGCGCCUGUAGGUCAUCUUUUAAUCUUUGAGGUCCAAAAACGAGAUUUUUCUCUAAAAUUCUAAAAAAUCCGUCAUCGCGACAGGUUUGAUGAUUCAAACACGAAAUUCAAGACGACAAAAAUUUUGAUGAUGCUCUUAUCAAAUUCUGAGAUUAUUUUUCAUCUCAGAUAUUCAAAAUUUUAGAUAUCUAGGUAUGUCAUCAUGACGAAUUUUUUGCAAUUUUUUGAAAAACUGCUGAAGUUUUCUUUGUGAUGAAUUUGAACUCCAUGUGUAUGACAUUUACAUCGAAAUUUUUUUUAUUUUUUGACUUACAUAUAGUGUCAUCAUGACGCCUCUUUUUAUAAUUUUCAAAAAAUCAAAAUUUCAAAAAUUUUUCUAGAGGAUUUGUAGUUCAUACAGCUUAUUUUAGCCUGGAAUUUUGUAAAAUUUUUCUCUAAUUCAUGUCAUCAUGACAUAUUUUUCAUAAUACCCCCACUUUCAGUCAUCUUCCAAAUCCGACUUCUCUCCAGUUGGGGAGACGAAUUUUACAUCGGACUGAACGGAAUCGAACUCUACAACCGACGAAAUCAUGUGGUCAAAUUGCGGCCGCAGAGUAAGGAACAGGUGGAAUCUAAAUUUAGUCUUCAGAUCUGGCCGCUUUCCCCGAAAGUGUAAAUAUCUUGCCGGCGGUGGAACGGGACCCCAGGACCAGUGAGAAGCUUAUUGAUGGAGUGAAUGAGACUACAAAGUAAGAAAAAAUUCGAUUUUUGCAGGGGUGGCCACCGGGCCGGGCCUGACAAAUUUUGAAACGGGCCGGGCCGGGCCUGCUUUUUACCGGGCCGGGCCGCGGGCCUGAGCCAUUUUCAGGCCCGGCCCGGCCCGGUUUUGUCGAAAUGCCAAGCGUUUGGCAUUCAAUGUUUUCGCGCCGGAAAAAUUUUUGGAUAGGUUUGUAUUUUUAGUAUAUCAAGUUCUACAAUAGUUUAUUACUUUAUAGUACUUUUUUGCAUAUAUGUUAUAAUAUAAGGUCCAAAUUAGAAUAUAUAAUACAUAUAGGAUAGUUCUUAGCAGAUUUUAGCACACUACAGAGGCGGUAAGAUCAAAGGAAAAUUUCCAGCUCGCGCCCUAACCGGGCUUUUACCGGGCCGGGCCUGGGAUUUUGCCGGGCCGGGCCCCGGACCUGAAAUUUGGAAAAAGAGGCCCGUUUGCCACCCCUGGAUUUUUGGAAAGAAAUGAGGCUAAAUUAUCGAUUAUUCUGGGGUAAAUAUAAUAAUUGAUAUCUCAAGUAUAGUAUUUGGAAUUGAAAAAAAGUCGUUGAAAAUAAAGUCAAGAGCUUUGAAAUGGAUCGGGGAAGAUUUUAGACAGCGUUAUGCAGAAUUUGCAGAAUUAACCGAGAUUUUCUUCUUUCAAGUUCAAAAAAUCGCAAAUUUAAUCCCCAUAUUACAAAGUUAAGAGAUAUAAAAAUCGACCAUAAUCAGUUCAAAAUCCCUAUUUUCAGACCUCAACACAUGUGGUUGACUCCAAUGUUGCCCAACAGCUAUGCGCGAAUCUUCAUCAUCUUUGAUAUACCGACGUACAUUUCUCGUGUUCGGAUCUUCAAUUAUCGAAAGACCCCGACCAGAGGUGUUCGACAUGUCGCGGUAAGGGCUUGAAUAAAUUUUUUAGACCUUAAAGACAAUAAUUUUUGUCAUCACCUUGAAAAAAAUAUGUCAUAGUGACGGAUUUUAAAGAAUUUUUGGUAGGAUACGAUGUGAUGACGGAAAUUGAUUUUGAAAUUUUUAAAAUACGUUGAUCGAAAUAUCCAUUUUAUUAAAUAAAUUGUGUCAUCACUCCUUCAUCAAAAAAAUUUUUUUCUGAAAAAAAUCUUAUUUUUAGUCGCAAUUUUUUAAUUUUCUUACUUUUAGAUCUCCGCCGACGACUUGAUAAUUUACAGUGGCGAAGUCCCCAUCAGUACGAGUAAUGACACCGGAAUUUUGGACGUUUCUCUUCGCGAAUUGGAAGAUUAUUAA